This is a messenger RNA of Anas platyrhynchos (mallard), 474 nucleotides long. Its product is annotated as small ribosomal subunit protein uS12m. Gene Ontology annotation, biological process: translation. Lineage: Eukaryota; Metazoa; Chordata; Aves; Anseriformes; Anatidae. Gene Ontology annotation, cellular component: small ribosomal subunit; ribosome. The record is from RefSeq and is a predicted model, not a curated record. Gene Ontology annotation, molecular function: structural constituent of ribosome.
GGCCCCAGCAGCGCCGGGUCCCGUAGGAUGGCGCUCCGCAAUCUGCUGAGGGCCGCGGCCUCCCUGUGCGGCUGCGCUCCCGGGGCGCUGCCCCCCACUGGGAAGCAGCCAGCGGCCCUGGGCUUGCAGCAGGCCGCCGGCAUGGCCACCCUGAACCAGAUGCACUGGAAGGGCCGGCCUCCGCAGCCCCACGUCAAGCUGGGGCCCACCUUCAGGCAGCUGCAGCUGAAGGGGGUGGUGAUCAAAACCCUCAUCUGCAAGCCCAAGAAGCCCAACUUGGCCAACCGCAAGUGCGCGCAGGUGCGGCUGAGCAACGGCAAGGAGGUAGUGUGCUUCAUCCCCGGCGAGGGCCACAACCUGCAGGAGCACCAUGUCGUGCAGGUGCAGGACGGCUGCACGCAGGACCUGCCGGGGGUCAAGAUGACCAUCGUGAGGGGCAAGUACGACUGCGCACGCAUCCAGAAGAAGAAGUAA